This is a messenger RNA of Aureobasidium melanogenum CBS 110374, 753 nucleotides long. Its product is annotated as signal peptidase 22 kDa subunit. The record is from RefSeq and is a predicted model, not a curated record. Bases 1 to 753 code for a protein of 250 amino acids. Gene Ontology annotation, biological process: protein targeting to ER. NCBI's taxonomy places the organism in Eukaryota, Fungi, Ascomycota, Dothideomycetes, Dothideales, Saccotheciaceae. The transcript is spliced from 3 exons. Gene Ontology annotation, cellular component: signal peptidase complex; membrane.
AUGCACUCGUCGCUCGUGCGCAUACAGAAUGUCUUUGGCUUCUUCACAACCGUGGCCUUCACUCUGGGUCUGGCGAUAGCGUUGAGCGUUGUCGUUUCACACCAGCACCCAGAGGCAGAGCUCGAGCUGCGCAACGUCCAGGUUGUCAAGGGUCGCCCUCACUACUACAGUACCAAGAAGGAGGAAUAUGCGCACAUCAAGUUCGACCUCGAGACUGAUCUCAGAUCCCUCUUCUCCUGGAACACCAAGCAAGUCUUUGUCUACGUGACCGCAACUUUCCCCUCCAAAUCUCCACUCUCCCCUCCUUCGGAAGCCAUCAUCUGGGACGCCAUCAUCCCCGCUCCCUCAGAGCCCUGGCACGAGAACACCUACAUCCACCCCCAAAAGAACCGCAAGCAGCCCUCGCGCCGCCAAAACACUGCGGCAGCAGGCUACAAAGCCUACCCCGAAGGCACCAGCCCCGGAAUCCUGAAACUGUCCAACCAAAAGCCCAAGUACCAGAUCACCACCCCCUGGUCCAAGAUUGGCGGAGCUGAGAACUGUACCCUGCAGUUCAAGUACAAUGUUCAACCUUGGGUUGGUGCGUUGUACUGGAGUUCGCCUAGACCUUUUGGCAUGUGGGAGGGUCUUCAGGGGGCUAUGAGUGAUGUUUUCCAGAUGCCGUUUGUUAAGAAUUCUGCGCAGGCUUCUAAGAGCAAGGAGGAUCUUAAGACUGAGACUGGUGGUGAGAGGAACAGAGGAAGCCCUGCUUAA